AUGGAAAUUUUUACUAUUGUCAUCAUCACUGUGGUGCUUGGCCUGCUCUUUUCCGCAUUCAGAAUUCUGCGUGAAUAUGAGCGCGGUGUGGUGUUUAUGCUGGGUCGAUUCUAUCGGGUUAAAGGCCCCGGUCUGGUGAUCAUCAUUCCUGUUCUGCAGCAGAUGAUGCGCGUUGAUUUGCGCACGGUGGUAUCGGAUAUACCCACCCAGGACCUGAUCACGAAAGAUAAUGUCUCAGUCAAAGUGAAUGCCGUACUUUACUUCCGGGUCGUGGAUCCUGAGCGGGCCAUCAUAAAUGUUGAGAACUUCAUGGAAGCUACCGGCCAGUUAGCUCAAACCACGUUGCGUUCUGUGCUCGGUCAGCAUGAGUUGGACGAACUGUUAGCGCAGCGUGAGCGACUCAAUCACGAUAUUCAGGAAAUCCUCGAUCAGCAGACAGACCAGUGGGGCAUAAAAGUUUCUAACGUCGAAAUUAAACACGUCGAUAUCGAUGAAAGUAUGAUUCGCGCCAUCGCCAAACAGGCGGAAGCAGAGCGCGUGCGUCGAGCCAAAGUGAUUCAUGCCAACGGAGAAGAGCAGGCCGCUGGCAAGCUGGUGGAAGCUGCAAAGCUGUUAUCUCAGGAAAACGGCGCCAUGCAGUUGCGCUAUCUGCAGACAUUGACGGAAAUUGCGGGAGAAAAGAGCUCUACCAUCGUGUUCCCGCUGCCUGGUGUGCUGUUGGAUGUUAUCGAGCGUCUGGGUUCGAAUCCGCCCGCAGAUGGUAAGUGA
Molecule: messenger RNA, 768 nt
Organism: Symbiodinium necroappetens
Lineage: Eukaryota; Dinophyceae; Suessiales; Symbiodiniaceae
Source: the annotation of a GenBank genome assembly